Molecule: messenger RNA, 1560 nt
Organism: Suillus discolor
Lineage: Eukaryota; Fungi; Basidiomycota; Agaricomycetes; Boletales; Suillaceae
Product: P-loop containing nucleoside triphosphate hydrolase protein
Exons: 9
Coding region: 35-1225 (396 amino acids)
Cellular component (GO): catalytic step 2 spliceosome; nucleolus
Molecular function (GO): mRNA binding; ATP binding; RNA helicase activity
Source: RefSeq, a predicted model, not a curated record
CUUUUCACCACCUCACCCAUCUUCAUAGGUCAACAUGUCUGGGAUCAACGCUGGAGACGAGAAACUUGUAUUUGAGUCCUCCGAGGCAGUCUCGGUUGUGUCGACUUUUGAUGACCUCAACUUGAAAGAGGACCUUCUUCGCGGUAUAUAUGCGUACAAUUUCGAGAAACCGUCUGCUAUACAGCAGCGAGCUAUUCUCCCAAUAACGCAGGGUCGCGAUGUCAUUGCACAAGCACAGUCUGGAACCGGUAAAACUGCCACCUUCUCCAUAUCUAUCUUGCAGUCUAUCGAUGUCUCUGUUCGCGAAACACAGGCACUGGUGCUAUCGCCUACGCGCGAACUGGCAACCCAGAUUCAGUCUGUGGUUCUCGCUCUCGGUGACUAUAUGAAUGUCCAGUGUCAUGCUUGCAUUGGAGGUACAUCCAUUGGCGAGGACAUUCGAAAGUUGGAAUACGGUCAACACGUGGUGUCCGGAACCCCUGGCCGUGUUUUCGACAUGAUUCGGCGCCGUGCUUUGCGGACGCGCAACAUUAAAAUGCUGGUUCUUGAUGAAGCAGACGAACUGCUCAAUAAGGGGUUCAAGGAUCAAAUAUAUGACGUAUACCGUUACCUUCCCCCAGCUACUCAGGUUGUCCUACUGAGUGCGACACUGCCUUACGACGUGCUGGAGAUGACGACAAAAUUCAUGACCGAUCCCAUUCGUAUCCUCGUCAAGCGUGAUGAGCUGACGCUAGAAGGGAUUAAACAAUUUUUUGUUGCUGUAGAAAAAGAGGACUGGAAGUUCGACACGUUGUGUGAUCUGUACGACACGCUUACCAUCACACAAGCUGUCAUCUUUUGCAACACCCGACGCAAGGUUGAUUGGCUAACUGAAAAGAUGCGCGCGGCAAACUUCACCGUGUCAUCGAUGCACGGUGAAAUGGUUCAGAAGGAAAGAGAUGCUAUCAUGGCGGAAUUCCGCGGUGGCACAUCUCGCGUGCUCAUCACGACAGAUGUUUGGGCCCGAGGGAUUGAUGUCCAACAAGUCUCCCUUGUUAUCAAUUAUGAUCUCCCGGCCAAUCGUGAGAAUUACAUACAUCGCAUUGGGCGCUCUGGUCGUUUCGGCCGGAAAGGUGUUGCUAUCAACUUCGUGACUGUUGACGACGUGCGUAUCCUGCGCGACAUUGAACAAUUUUACAGCACACAAAUUGACGAAAUGCCGGUCAAUGCUGCGGAGCUUAUUUAGGAGUGAUACGGCAGACUGCAGCCAAGUUAUUACUUGCAUUGAGCCCGAAUGAUAUUCAAUGGUCUGCAUAUUUGUAUUUUAUGACGUUUUAUUUUUUUUUGCAUUCGUCUUUAGUUGUGGUUGUAUCCUUUGACUACCAAUUUGUAUGGGUUGUCACUAAAAGGCCAUGUUGUCUUUGAUUCUGGGGUACCAAUUCAUGUGAAUAUCGACCAUUGUAUGCACGGCAUUCCCAUCGCUUACACUGUUCGCCGUUCCGAGAAAUGUUAUGCGCUCGUCGGCAUCGCAUGGAUUGAAGGCUUAGUCUAUCUGUGCAGUACUCUAGUACAUUAACGGAC